UCACGCCAGCCAGCUCUGUGCAGAAACACCUCACCCAACCAACCCAUCUAGCAACACGGUCACCUCACUCCCAAUAUGCCCAAAGCAUUGGUCAUCGAAAAGGUCGAGGGCAAGCCCGGCAAAGUAUACUACCCUCUCAAGAUCAUUGACCAGCCCGAACCUCAACCCAAGGACAACGAAGUGGUCGUCAAAAUCACCUCGGCCGCACUCAACCACCGCGACCUCUUCAUCCGCCAAGGACUCUACGGCGCCAUCGGAUUUGGCGUCCCUCUCCUCGCAGACGGAUGCGGCAUCGUCAUUGCAACAGGAAAUUCUCCCCAGGCGAAAAAUUGGCAAGGAAAACGAGUCAUUCUCAACCCAGGACAUGGCUGGGAAUCUGAUCCCGAAGGGCCCGAGUCUUCCACCGGCUACGCCAUUCUCGGAGGCACGACGUUGAACCCUCUCGGCACAGCCGUCGAAAAACUCGUCGUGGACGCUCGCGAAGUAGAAGAAGCUCCCGAACAUUUAUCCAGCAAUGAAGCGGCCGCAUUACCCCUCGCAGGUCUCACCGCGUGGAGAGCAGUGAUGAGCAAAAGCGGCAGCCAAAUCCAACCGGGAAGAAAUAUCCUCAUCACGGGAAUCGGAGGCGGAGUCGCUGUCAUGGCGCUCUUGUUCGCUGUUGCUGCAGGCGCAAACGUCUACGUGAGUUCGGGGAGUGCGGAGAAGAUUUCCCUGGCGACGAAGAAAUUGGGCGCGAAAGGCGGAGUGAAUUAUCAUGAAAAGGAUUGGGAUGCGAAAUUGAAGGCCAUGUUGCCUUUGUCGAGACCGAAAUUGGAUGCGAUUAUUGAUGGGGCUGGAGGUGAUGUGGUGCAGCGUGGUGUCAAAUUAUUACGGGACGGCGGCAUCAUCUCCCAAUACGGAAUGACGACCUCCCCCAAACUCACCUGGAGCAUGCCCGCGGUCCUCAAAAAUCUCGAACUCCGCGGCUCCACGAUGGGAUCUCGACGAGAAUUCUCCGACAUGGUCAGAUUUGUGGCGGCGAAAAAUUUGCGCCCACUGGUGUCGCGGGCGGUUUCUUGCUGUGAUGGAAUGCAGAAUUUGGAGGGCAUUGAGGGCUUGUUUGAGGAUAUGAAGAGUGGGAAACAGUUGGGGAAAUUGGUGGUGGAGAUUUCCAAGGAGGGGGAGGGUGAUAAGGGGAACUUGAGUAAGUUGUAGAUGGGUGGGUAGGUAGUUGGGUAUGUACAUUACCUACCUACGGUAAGGUAGAGAAAGGUCAGGUGUGAUACCUUAGGGUUUUGGUAAUAUAAGGUAUGACUUUGAAAAUGGACUAUGAUCGGUGGUGAAGCUGCUAGCAACCUUCAGGUACCUACCUCCU
Sphaerulina musiva SO2202 is the source of this 1354-nucleotide messenger RNA. RefSeq names its product NAD(P)-binding protein. Lineage: Eukaryota; Fungi; Ascomycota; Dothideomycetes; Mycosphaerellales; Mycosphaerellaceae. The record is from RefSeq and is a predicted model, not a curated record. Gene Ontology annotation, molecular function: oxidoreductase activity. The transcript has 2 exons. Bases 76 to 1194 code for a protein of 372 amino acids.